GCGGAAAAUCUCUUUACAUCGCCGUAUUGUUGUAUCGCUGAAGUUCACGUUCAAAGAAAUCAAGUGUGUAUCUGAUCACCAUGGCCGAGCAGACGACAACGCCCGCCGCCAAGCCAGCCAAGCCCGCCAAGAAGAAGGCUGCGCCCAAGAAGAAGCCAACUCACCCCUCCGCCGGGGAGAUGAUCCUGGCCGCCGUGGCUAACCUGAAGGACCAGCCACGAUCAGGCUCCUCCUCGCAGGCCAUCAAGAAGUACAUCCACGCCAACUACACCCUGCCGCCCAACUACGACACCCACAUCAAGCGGGGACUCAGGACCCUGGUGGCGUCGGGCAAGCUGGUGCAGACCAAGGGCAAGGGAGCCAGCGGAUCCUACAAGCUGGACAGCCGUAAGACGAAGCAGUCCGCCUCCGACAAGGCAAAGAAGGAUAAGGCUCGCCAGAAGGCCAAGGCGCUGAAGGAGAAGAAGAAGGAACAAAACAAGGCCAGGAAGGAGAAGGCAGCAGCCAAGAAAGCAGCCAGGAAGGCUGCCAAGAAGGCCAAGUCUCCGACCAAGAAGAAGACGGCAACCAAGAAGAAGUCGCCCAAGAAGCCAGCCAAGAAGGACAAGAAGCCUGCUGCCAAGAAGACUGCCAAGAAACCCGCAGCCAAGGCUAAGCCUAAGACGGCCAAGAAGGCAACCAAGGGGAGCAAGCCCAAGACCACGAAGAAGGGCACAAAGAAGCCAGCUACAAAGAAGGCAGCCAAGAAGUAAACUGCCCCAGCAGACCCAGCUUAACUCCAAACCCAAACGGCUCUUCUCAGAGCCACCACAUUUUCAAAAAAGAGAUGGAAUUCAUGUCUGUCAAAUCAAUGUUUCGUUACUUUAUGUACAGUUUUUGGGUCAGUCCAUUUUAAAAUUGAGUACAAACUUUCCUCAGAUGUCCUCUUUAAAUUUGAUUUAAAUUUCCCCUAGGCCUACCCCUUUUAUUUAUUGGGGGGGG
Messenger RNA from Patiria miniata (bat star), 981 nucleotides. Its product is annotated as late histone H1-like. Gene Ontology annotation, molecular function: double-stranded DNA binding; structural constituent of chromatin; nucleosomal DNA binding. The transcript has a single exon. Gene Ontology annotation, cellular component: nucleus; nucleosome. Lineage: Eukaryota; Metazoa; Echinodermata; Asteroidea; Valvatida; Asterinidae. The coding region runs from base 81 to 752 and encodes 223 amino acids. Gene Ontology annotation, biological process: negative regulation of DNA recombination; nucleosome assembly; chromosome condensation. The record is from RefSeq and is a predicted model, not a curated record.